UCACCAGAGGAAAAAGGGCAGUCCAUUGGGUCGAGGACGGUAGAUUUACGAGGUUCAGGAUUUGUUAGGAAACGAGCAUCGAUAUCAGGAGGAGAUCAAUAUAUUUUGCCUUCCUCGUUCGAUGGUGCUGGGAUCGACUUUUUACAUCUCAACGUCACCUAGCAGCAGAAAUAUGUUUCUUCGAACAAACGUUUUCUCAGACGUAAUUUCGUAAUUCGGUUCAGAUAUACCCAGAAAAAAUCAGCUAAAUACAUUUCUCUCGACACAUGAUUUGGUUGUAGUCACAUUAUAUGGUUAUAGUUUCCAAAUCAUAUGUUGAGAGAAAUAUUUUUAACUGAAUUUUUUCUGGGUGUAGUUCCACAAUAAAAUAAGUGUAGUAUAUGUAAAUAUUAAUACUUAAAAUACAAUGAACAUAUUCUUUCAGAUCGACUUAGUUGACUUGGGUCAACAGCACUAUCCACGUUAUUUAAUGAAUGCCGUUUGUCAAAGCAAUCAAUCGCCAAAUGAAUAUCCGCAGAAGUGUUGGCGUGGAUCCUACUGCAAGCCAUUGGAAUAUAAAGUGAAAGUACUCACACCUCGAACUCUCUUAGAUCAGGCACAAAAUGACCCGGCACUGGCAUGGUUACCCGAUGAACUCAGACAAGAUUGGAAAUUCAAAACUGUUGCAGUUGCGGCUGGUUGUUUUUGUUCAUAUUAAAUAUGAAUUUGG
This is a messenger RNA of Rhagoletis zephyria (snowberry fruit fly), 709 nucleotides long. RefSeq names its product prothoracicotropic hormone-like. Gene Ontology annotation, molecular function: prothoracicotrophic hormone activity; cytokine activity. NCBI's taxonomy places the organism in Eukaryota, Metazoa, Arthropoda, Insecta, Diptera, Tephritidae. Gene Ontology annotation, cellular component: extracellular region. The record is from RefSeq and is a predicted model, not a curated record.